This is a messenger RNA of Aphanomyces invadans, 1773 nucleotides long. RefSeq lists its product as hypothetical. Bases 1 to 1773 code for a protein of 590 amino acids. Gene Ontology annotation, biological process: small GTPase-mediated signal transduction. The record is from RefSeq and is a predicted model, not a curated record. Gene Ontology annotation, molecular function: oxidoreductase activity; GDP-dissociation inhibitor activity. NCBI's taxonomy places the organism in Eukaryota, Oomycota, Saprolegniomycetes, Saprolegniales, Verrucalvaceae. The transcript is spliced from 3 exons.
AUGAAGGUGAUCACGGACUGUCCUGCGCUCUACGCCGCUGUCGCUGUGGGCAUCAUGUCGCUUGUCGGUGUGUACUACCUCCGACGUGGUCGUACGAGACGUCGCGCUCCUAUCGCUGUCGACGUCACGCUGACGGACGACGAACUGGUCAAGCAAGGAUUUGCAUCCAAGAAAGUCCCAGACGAUCUUGACGUGAUUGUGAUCGGGUCGGGGAUGGGUGGGUUGACCGUUGCUGCCGCGUUGGCGAAAGAAGGAAAGCGCGUUCUAGUGCUGGAGCAGCACGAUGUCGCGGGUGGCAACACACACACGUUCGAGGAAGGAGGAUACGAAUUCGACACGGGGUUCCAUUACAUCGGAGGGUUCCUCGACGACAAGUCAUAUCCGAACCGAAAAUUGUUCGACUACAUUUCCAACCACUCGGUCGAGUUCCAGCGAUCGGGUGAUACUGUCGACGUUGCCGUUGUCCAAGGGCCCGACGGUACCCGCGACGCUAUCCACUUCACUGCCGACCACGAAGCGUUCAAGACCUACUUAAAGAAGCGGUUCCCUCUCGACCACGCCUCCAUCGAUGCGUACUUCAACGCAGUCAGAGCUGCCAAUCGUGGUUGGGAGGUCUUCUUUGGGUUGCAAAUGUGUCCGACGUGGCUGCGUGGCGUGUACCGGUGGUGGAAUGCGUCCAAGCUUGAAUACUUCCACAAGACAGUCCUCGAAGUUGUGUCUUCGCUGACGACCAACGCGGAACUCCUCGGCAUUCUCAACUACUCGUGGGGUGACUUUGGGGACCCGCCGUCCCGCGCCUCGUUUGCGUUGAACGCAGCGAUUCUCAACCAUUACCGCGGCGGUGCGUACUACGCCGUCGGUGGCCCCAGCGUCAUUCCCAAAAAAGUUGUUCGGGUUAUUGAAUCCCAUGGUGGGAAGGUUCUCGUGCGGGCGCCUGUGUCUGAGAUCCUGAUUGAUGCGUCCAACAACGCUUUCGGCGUUCGCGUCAAGGGCAAAGACAUCCUCGCUCGUACCAUCAUCAGCACAGUCGGCGCGCCCCAGACGUACGCAAAGUUGAUUCCGGAAACGCACCGCCACCACGUGGACCAUCUUCUUCGCGAACUGGCAAACCCGGCAAUGCAAUCGUGCUGCUCGCUCAUGUCGCUCUUUGUGGGCUUUCGUGGGGACGCCAAGGAGCUCGACUUGCCCACGCACAACGUGUGGAAGUUCCCGUCGUGGAGCCACGACGCCAACGUUGAGGCCAACCAGACGUCGCCGGAUGCUCCAUUUUGUGCCCUAUUCAUGUCGUUUUCGUCGGCAAAGGACCCAACGUUUGCCGAACGGUUCCCUGGCAAACAAGUGGGGCUCGUCGUAGCCCCGAGCUUCUUCCACCACGUGGAGAAGUUCAAGGACGGUCGUGUCAAGCACCGCGGUGACGAGUACGAAGCUCUCAAGGACGCGUGGAAGGAGCGCCUUGUGGCCGAGUUCUUGAAGGAAUUCCCCAAAGUAUCGCGCGAGUCGAUUGAAGUUGCCGAGGUCGGCACGGCCAUCACCAACGAUUUCUACCUUGGCACAACGCGUGGAGCUGUAUACGGCCUCAGCCACACGCCUGCCCGGUUCACGUCGGACGCGAUCAACCCUCGCACGCCCAUUUCCAACUUGUACUUGUCUGGACAAGACGUCAUGUCGUGUGGAAUUGUCGGCGCUGCCUACGGUGGCCUCUUGACUGCAGCGAUCGUCGAACCGUCGUUGCUACCCAAGCUCGGCAAGUUGCUGUCCAAGUCUAGCAAGUAA